CUUUUAGAGCUUCUCUUUGGGUUAGGUUGGUGUUUUAAACAAAAGUAAUGAUAGCAGCUACUCUUUAAUGAUUUCCAACUUUUCUGAACAAUACGUUUUAAUCUUGUGAUAGUUUUUACACCUUUUCAAUCACUCUGUAACUGGUGGUAGUGCAAUAAAAGAAAAAAGGAAAGAAAAUAAUUUGGAAUAUAGACCAGAACACGCUUCAUCGUCAUCAUUAUCGUCACUGUCAACAUUUUUUUACAUCAUAUCAACACCAUUUUGAUCAUCUGUUGAAACCAAAGAAAACAAAAGGAUGAAACCAGCUCGUCGCACAAGUUCUGAAGUGAAUAGACUUCAGAGAAACAUUAACUAUCUGGAGAGACAACCUUUAUUACGACCAAUAAGCAAUAAUCAACCUAACAACAACUCAACUUUUAAUAGCAACAGUGUUAACUUGAGUAGAUCGGUUGAAAAAGGACUCCCUAGUGAUAAUAAAAUUUCUUCAGAGCUAAUUGUACCAACCAUAGGUCGAAAAGGUCAUCUCAGUGAAAGUUCUGAUUCCUGUGAUAAUGUGACUUUACCUUUAAAUCAUUCUCAAAAAUGGAUCCUACUUUGUUUGUGUUUAGUCGAUUUCUCGGCUUUUGCCUCUAUGUCCAUCAUCGCACCCUUCUUCCCAUACGAGCUGUAUCUCCGUGGUCAAACAACUUAUGUUGCUGGUCUCGUUUUCUCAAUCUAUUCAUUAACAGUGGUGAUAUCUUCAGUCUUUUUUGGCCCACUUUCAGCCCAUAUUGGGCCCAAAUUUAUGUUAUUAACGGGUAUUACUGUCGCCGGAAUAGCCAAUAUUAUCUUUGGUCUCCUAGAUUACAUUUCAAAUGAUACAACUUUCAUUGCGUUGUGUUUCAUAGUCCGGAUCGUUGAAGCGGUUGGUGCAGCUUCUUUUAACACUGCCAGCUUGGUUUAUGUAUUUGAGAUAUUUCCUGAUCAUGUCAGCUAUGCGUUUUCCAUGACAGAAACAUUUACCACUCUUGGAACCACAUUAGGUCCUGCAAUCGGUGGCUUACUGUACAGUUGGGGAGGCUAUGGUUUACCCUUCUACGUUCUUGGAACUUUUGCAUUCAUUACGAUACCUUUAUGUGUUUCAAAGUUACCAAGAAUUAGUAAAGCCCGACGAAAUAUGACAUCAAGUGCAAGCUAUUGGCAGCUAUUAAAGAUACCCAAAGUAGCAAUGAUUUGCUUGAUUGUAUUGGUCUUAGCUCAAAGUUUAAGCUUCCUGGAUCCAACUUUGGAGCCAUUUUACCGCUCAAUUGGUUUAGAUGUUAACUACGCUUCCCUUGCCUUUUUCAUCAUGUCAGGAACUGUUUGCAUUUUUCUGCCCUUCUUCAGCAAACUGGUUGAACGAGUAGAGAAUGAAUUUCUUUUCAUGUUCUUAGGUUUGACAAUAAAUGCUGCUGGCUUGAUUCUCCUGGGUCCAUCCGAUAUCCUUAAUUUAAGUCCAUCUCUAGGUUUAUCAUUAACUUCGCUGGUCGUAGUCGCAUUAGGUUACGCUCUUGCUUUUUUACCAACUUUUGAAAAUAUCCUAUCCAUUGCUAUUUCUCGUGGAAUGGAAGAUAAUUUAGCUACUUAUGGAACCGUUUCUGGUCUUUGGAGUACCAUGUUUGCCUUGGGGGAAGCAACGGGUCCUAUUCUUGGUGGUUCAUUAACUGAUGUUGUUACCUUUUCUAUGGUAUCUUCAUUUAUGGCUUUAUUUUCAGUUGUUAUGGCGAUUGCUGCUGGCAUUGCUAUGACAAUUCGUUCCAGUAAGAAAUUAUAAUCAACUAAUAACUGAGAAUCAUGAUUCUAUUUUCCAGAAUUUGUAAAUAGUAAUACCAAUGGACUGUAUGAUGAUUGUAUGAAAUCCUAUUUUUACAAAUUUAAUUAAUUUAUCGCCAUAAUUUUUCUCAAACCAACAUUUCAAUUAACAGUUUUUUUAUUCAAGAUACUGUAUAACUUGUGCCUAAAUCUAUUCCCAAUUGUUUUAAAUCUUUUUCUACCUAUGUUGUUGAUUAGUUAAAUGAAGUUGUGUUUUGUUUGUAGCUUAUUGCUAUUUCAAUGAAUUCAUAGACUAAAUUUACAUAGAAAAAAGGUUUAAAAAAUUUAUAAAUAAAUACAUUUUUUAAAA
Molecule: messenger RNA, 2140 nt
Organism: Tetranychus urticae (two-spotted spider mite)
Lineage: Eukaryota; Metazoa; Arthropoda; Arachnida; Trombidiformes; Tetranychidae
Product: MFS-type transporter SLC18B1
Biological process (GO): transmembrane transport
Molecular function (GO): transmembrane transporter activity
Source: RefSeq, a predicted model, not a curated record